Lasiodiplodia theobromae is the source of this 792-nucleotide messenger RNA. RefSeq names its product Pq loop repeat protein. Gene Ontology annotation, cellular component: endosome; trans-Golgi network. Gene Ontology annotation, biological process: phospholipid translocation; retrograde transport, endosome to Golgi. The transcript has 3 exons. The record is from RefSeq and is a predicted model, not a curated record. Lineage: Eukaryota; Fungi; Ascomycota; Dothideomycetes; Botryosphaeriales; Botryosphaeriaceae. Bases 1 to 792 code for a protein of 263 amino acids.
AUGCCCCUCGCCGAUUACCUCCCCGACUCUUGGACCGCGGAUUCCGACAUCAUGGGCUUCUUCUCGGGUCUCGUCACCCAUAUCGCUCCGGCAUUCAUCGUCUCCUCUCCGAUUACCUCCUAUGCCGAUCAAAUCUACUCCAUCCACCGGACGCGCUCGUCCGCCGGCUUCUCGCUGGACAUACCUCUGAUCAUGCUGGUGGCGUCUAUAUUGAAGAUCUUCUUCUGGUUUGGCGAUCACUUCGCGUUGUCGCUCCUCUUCCAAGCCAUCCUCAUGAUCUUCAUGCAAGUUCUUCUCCUGCACGUCGCCUUGACGCACCGCCCGCCGCCCGCUGCUCAACACACACCGUUCGCGGCGCAUCCGAAGCCGCGCCCAUACAACUUCUGGCAGUGGCGCCCGCACCGGCCUUACUGGAACUUCCUGCUCUAUUUUACGGGCACCCUCAUCGUCCUCCACUUCCUGCUCAGCAACAGCUCGCUGUUCACGGGUUACACGACGGUGCUCGGGUACAUCGCGUUGGCGAUCGAGGCCUGCCUGCCGAUGCCGCAGAUCCUGGCGAACCAGCGCGCGAAGAGCACCAAGGGCUUCAGGCCUAGCGUGCUGUUGAACUGGUUGAUCGGUGACACAUUCAAGCUGACAUUUUUCUUCCUGAGCGCGGAAGGCGAGGUUCCAUGGGCAUUCAAGCUUUGUGGCAUGUUCCAGGCAUGCUGUGAUGCGUAUCUGGGCGUACAAUGGUGGAUGUUUGGUAAUGGUCCGAAAGAUCAUGAGAAAACCGACGGUAUUCCUUUGUAG